GGCAUGGCCGCCGCCGGGCCCCGGGGCGGAGGACGACGCCAAGGACGACUGGGUCCACCAACUCCCGCCCCUCGACAUGGCCGGCUGGGGGGACCCCCACGCCGCCGCCAUGCACCAGCCGCACCCGACGCCCUCCUCCCAGGACACCACCUUCCUCCGCUGGAUCAUCGGCGGCGGGGACGACGACGACAACGACUCGGGGCCCGCCAUGGACGGCGACCCCCCGGAUCUUGACCUCGACCGCAUCACCAUGCUCCCCCGCCACCACCAACACCACAAUCCGCCGCCGCUGCUCAUGGGGGGCACGGGCCACGGACUCCCGUUCACGCUCGCCGCCGAGGACACCAAGCAGCCCUUCCGCCCUUCGCCGGGCGCUGCCCUGCAUCAGCAGCACCACCACUUCUCGCCGCACACACACGGCGGCGCGUUCCCUUCCUUCGACGCGGCGGAGCCGGCGAAGCGGCACCCGAUGGGCGGCGCGGGGCCGCCCAAGCUGCCCCCUUUCGCCGCCGGCCAGGGCGCUGCGGCCGCCCUCAAGCCCAAGGCGGAGGCGGCCAGCGACGACGGCGCGGCCGCGGCGGCGAUGGACCACCUCACCGAGGCGGCCAGGCUCGUCGAGGCCGGCGACGCCUUCGGCGCGCGCGAGAUAUUGGCACGGCUCAAUCACCGGCUCCCCGCCGCCCCCGCGGCCGGGACGCCGCUGCUCCGCUCCGCCUUUUACUUCAAGGAGGCUCUGAGCGUUGCCCUCGACGCCACCGGCGCCCACGCCUCCUCGGCGUCCGUGGCGUCCACCCCCGUCGACGUCCUCCUCAAGCUCGGCGCCUACAAGGCCUUCUCCGAGCUCUCCCCGGUGCUCCAGUUCGCGCACUUCACCUGCGUCCAGGCCGUGCUCGACGAGCUCGGCGGCGCCGGCUGCAUCCACGUGCUCGACUUCGACAUCGGCGUCGGCGAGCAGUGGGCGUCGCUGAUGCAGGAGCUGGCGCAGCGCCGCCCCGGCGCCGCGCUCAAGGUCACCGCAUUGGUGCUGCCGUCGACGCACCACCCUCUCGAGCUGCAGCUCAUCCACGAGAACCUCGCCAACUUCGCCGCAGAGCUCGGGGUGCCCUUCCAGUUCGUGGUGUUUAACCUCGACUCCGUCGACCCCACGGAGCUCCUCGCCAUUGCUGGCGGCGACGCAAUCGCCGUCCACCUUCCCGUCGGCUCAGUACACGCCGCCGCGGUGCCAUCGGUCCUUCACCUGGUGAGGCGGCUCGGUGCCAAGCUUGUCAUCUCGGUGGACCGCAGUGGUGACCACGGCGAGCUGCCGUUCGCGGCGCACUUGAUCCAGGCAUUCAAGUCCUGCGUGUUCCUGCUCGAGUCACUGGACGCCGUGGGCACUGACUCGGACGUGGCCAGCAAGAUUGAGCGCUUCCUGAUCCAGCCAAAGGUGGAGAGCUGCGUGGUCAGGAGGCACCGUGCCGCCACCGCCGGCGACAAGCUGCUGCCAUGGCGGACAAUGUUCACCUCGGCCGGGUUCGUGCCGGUGCAGGUAAGCAACUUCGCCGAGGCGCAGGCCGAUUCGCUCCUGAAGAAGGUGCCGGUGAGGGGUUUCCGAGUGGAGAGGCGCGCCGGCUCGCUGGUCCUGCAUUGGCAGCGCGCCGAGCUGGUGUCGGUGUCGGCGUGGAGAUGCUGAAGCUGCCAUGAAGAUGAACACAUGCCGGUAGGUUAGUUAGGACUGAUGAUCCUAACAAUAUUUCUGCUGCGACGAUCAAAUUACUCGUUAAGCAUUUCGCCGCCACCUUGAUGGAUGCUCUGCUGAUCAUGUCACUUGUUUUGAGUAGAUUUUGUUUGGCAGGCUGCAAGGUCUGGUACAGUAUCAAUGUAUUUUAGUACCCAAUCAAAUGUUACUAUUUUCAUGUGAAAUCAAAAUAUGGUUAUGGUGUUUGAAA
This is a messenger RNA of Hordeum vulgare subsp. vulgare (domesticated barley), 1928 nucleotides long. RefSeq names its product scarecrow-like protein 6. Gene Ontology annotation, molecular function: DNA-binding transcription factor activity; sequence-specific DNA binding. The transcript has a single exon. Gene Ontology annotation, cellular component: nucleus. Bases 77 to 1672 code for a protein of 531 amino acids. Gene Ontology annotation, biological process: regulation of DNA-templated transcription. The record is from RefSeq and is a predicted model, not a curated record. NCBI's taxonomy places the organism in Eukaryota, Viridiplantae, Streptophyta, Magnoliopsida, Poales, Poaceae.